UGUUGUUAAUAAGAACAUGUUUCGUAGACUUUGAACAGUAUUGUCAAAUGUUUAUUCGACACCAAUACUGGCUGUUUAACUUCGUGACAAUGCCUAAUUAUGAUUGUUAACAUAAUUCUCUUUUCGCAUUCCUUUCUAGUAUUUGAUCAUACAGUGUCACUAUAUAUUGUAUAUAAUUUUUUAAUAAUAUUUUUAUCUAGCCUCAAAAUAUACAUGAUUUAGCACAAUUUUUCAUUGAGUUUAUGUUGAUGGCGUGAUUUAUAUUUUCAGAACAAAAUGGCAGCAACUGUAAAGAUGUUGGUGUUUAUUUCAUUAUUGGUCCAACCUGACAGUAUACCAUGUGCCCUCUCUAAUGACACCACGCAAUGGGCAUUCAACAUGACAGAACACAUACAAAAUAAAACCCAUCAGAUGUUGAUCAUGGAUCAGCUGUUAUACUGUACCUCCCAGCGUCUGUGUAGUAUAGGAAAUGUAAAGGAAAAUAUAAGCACUCUAAGUUGCUGCGUACCCUGCUCCUGUGAGGAUACAUGUGUGAUAACAGGAAGUUGUUGUAUAGACAAAGCACUAGCACAGGACAGUUUAGAUGUUCUGUAUCAAAAAGGAAGUUCUUGUGUUUUAUCACAACUUAAACCUUUCGAAGAAAACGGACUGAACACAAUGGAUCUUUACCUGAUGAUAGGCGAUUGUCAGAAAACGUUUGUGGAUGAGAACAUCGUCAGAAAGUGCCGAAGUGGAAACGUUACGCCGACAAAUGUGACAAACUACCUGCCUGUUUCCUCUGUAAAAACGAACGAGACUUAUCGUAAUAGGUACUGUGGAUACUGUAACUGGGAACAUGACAAGGACUUGAUCAAUUGGAAAACAAGUUUUAGCUGUCGGGGAAGUCAGUUUGUGUUUCCACAUCAAGCCAGAGAGCUGUUAAGUUUCAUUAUUAACGAAGAUGGCUGCAAUUUAUUUUACCACCCUCCAGAUGUUCCCGUUCCAUUUCCCUGUGAAGAUGAAACCUAUAUGUAUACAGAGUGUAACGUCACCGGUCUCUGGACAGAAUAUAACCGUGACAUAGACUGGGCGUGUAGACACUAUCGAAAUACCUAUGAAUAUGAUUUUACAUUUUACAAGAACGCCUUUUGCUAUAUUUGUAAUACGUAUGCCUUACCACCACCAAUUUGUAUUGUCACACCUAGUCAGCCGCCUUCGACAAUCUUGAAUCCCAUUUAUAUAACAUCGUUUGCAGCAUUGUUCAAUUUCAUCGAUGACACUCCGAAAGUGCAAUCCUCGGAAACAGUUCAUCUAUGUCCGAAAGAUCAUAAAUUUGACACGUAUAAGAAUAUUUGCCGCGAGAUCACCUGCUCACCACCGUUUAGAUACAGCAAUGGAGUGUGUGAGAAUGCCUUCAGCAAUGUAGCUUCGCAGAGAUACGAGAUGUUCCUUAGAUUCAAUACAUUGCCAUCCUACCAUACGAAUUGUGACCUGUGUCUUCGCCUUUCACCUCGUCUGAUCCAGGAAUAUGUGAAAACGCACUUGAUACUUAUUGGUUAUUAUAAACAUGUCUGUGGUUUAACUGUCCUGUUUCCUAGUAACAACUGUUCUAGUGAAACAAUAGUCAAUACAAGCUAUCUAGUCAUUCACCUGGAAUUCUUUAUACAAAAUUUCCAUGAUCCCAUUGAUGUUGCCAGGCGUUUCCUUAACCCAUCUGUAUUUCUGCCUGAAUCACUUGAAGGAGUUACUGUUUGUAUUGACUUAAAACCAAAAGUACUUGGCGGUAAAUUUUAUGACUUUGAAUAUGGUUUCAGCGAAUAUGAUUACGUUUAUCCACUAGACAGACAAUACAGAGAUCCUUCAAAUGGAGAUAAAAUGAAUAUUGAAACUUAUGAUGAAAUUAGCUAUUGUCCUUUCAAACCGUGGGUAUCACGGUUGGUACCAGCCUUUUUAUGUCCACAUGUGAACAUAUCUCUGAAUGAAUAUAAUGUAACACGUCACUCUAACAAGGUGUGUUUUGAUAUGCAUAACUCCUGUUUUCAGCCAGAGGAAUGCAUCUUCUCUGACGAUAUGUCAUCUGUCUUGAUUUGUGCUGAUACAUUUUUUGCGUCUUAUUUGCCAAAUAACAUUGUUCCACGUGAAGAAGAUUUAGGUAAAGUAUUAGUGUCUCUCGUGUGCUCAAGUUUGUCAGUUAUAUGUCUCAUCGUUACUAUGGUAACGUAUAUUCUAUUUCCAGUUUUAAGGACACUUCCUGGCCUUUUCACAAUGGCUUUGUGCGCAACACUGACUGUCGCUCAUGUACUGUUUACCUUUGGAGCCGGUGCUGUCAAGAUCGGUUUCUUGUGUGAAGUAUUUGGAAUUACAAUCCAUUUGACAAUGUUAACAAGUGUAUUUCUUAUGAACGUAUGCUCAGUACAUAUGUUCCGCGUAUUCAAUCAUUUAGACAGGCAAUAUGUUUUGACUGCGGAAGAAAAAAGACGCCAUUUUGUGAUAUCUCUUGUUUAUAGUUACGGCGGCAGCGCAUUAUUCGUCCUGGGUCGAAGUGUGUACAGCGUCGUAACUAACGGAAGGUCUGGUUACGGAAUCCGGAUAUGUUUUAUAAACGACACGAAUGCUCUAUUGUAUAGUUUCACACUACCGGUUAUGGUACUCGUUGUAGCAAAUAUUGUAAUGUUCUGUAUUGUAAUAGUUAAAGUCAGCCAGCUUCCGGAUAUGUCCAGGUCCUCAACCUGUCGCCAUCACUCAAAGCGAUUUUUGAUUUAUGUAAAGCUUUCAACUCUGACAGGAGUGGCCUGGCUGUUUGGUUUUAUUGCUGAAAUUUCCAAUCAGGAUGUUUUUGUAUAUCUUUUUAUCGUUUUGCUCGCUGGACAAGGCGUGUUCAUCAUGCUUUCGUUUGUAUGCAAUAAGAGGGUUUAUGAACUCUAUAUUGCAUACAAGAAAAGGGGCAUUAACCAAACGAUUUCGAGAGGUCAUACAAUGCUAGACACUUCUUUAUCCAACAGCUCUGUUUCUCAGUUAAGAAAACCUCAUACCAGAGAACCAACGAUAUCGACUGAGAUUGACACACACUGCCAUUCUGUGCGAGAUAACAUCCCUCUCGAAUUCAGCACGAAUCUCUGACGACGUUAAGCGUUAUUUUGGUACAUUUUAAAUGUGUGCUAUCGCCUUGACGGCACCGGUAACUUAAUUAUGACGACACCUUUAGUAAAAAUAUCAUUAGUUAACCAACAAAAGUUGUAACACACCCUGUGACCUUGAAUAUGAUUCAAGGUCUUUUCUUCGCAGACUUUUUCAAGCCUGUCUUAGGAACCUGCCAGUCAAAUGCCAUGACUAUCCAUCGUAUCCAUGGUUUCUUUGUUUUUAUCGCCAGGGUCAUUUUGAGGAGGGGGGUCUGAUUGUAAUAGUUGGUGAUUACUUCACAGAAUAACAUACUGGAUGCAAUUAGGGCAAUUAAGGUAGAUUGUUUUACCCAAGGACAUAACAACGCCAUAACCUACUAAGCAAUCUUUGCUUAAAAAACCUAUCGGCCAAAUAUAAUGACGGACGACAGACAAUCGACGACAGACAACCGACAACAGACAACCGACGACAGACGAACGGACGUGUGUAUGAAAGUAUUUGGUUUGUAGUCACGUGAUUGUUUCUUGAUCUUGACCAGUGACAAACGGAAAGUUGACCUACCACCGACUUUACCCAACACCCCUUCGACCCGCGCCCUUUCAAUUCGCCCGAAAUCUCGCCACUAGUCACUCCUGACUGAAACUAGCAACGAUUCGGUUGUUUAUAUACCUCUGGUAACUUUUACUACCAAGGUCAUAUAUACGGAGUUGAUGGGGAUACUGCCCGCAUGGACGAUGGUCCGCUCAGGAAGGUAGGUAAGUGUAUACAUGUAUGUUUUAGUUUAGUCCGUUCUAUUUUUGCGUGUGACAAUUGUGUUUAACGUGUAUUUCUGUGUAACUCCAAAAUAAAGAAAUUGAAGAUAA
This is a messenger RNA of Pecten maximus, 3962 nucleotides long. RefSeq lists its product as uncharacterized. Gene Ontology annotation, molecular function: G protein-coupled receptor activity. The transcript has 2 exons. Lineage: Eukaryota; Metazoa; Mollusca; Bivalvia; Pectinida; Pectinidae. Gene Ontology annotation, cellular component: membrane. The record is from RefSeq and is a predicted model, not a curated record. Gene Ontology annotation, biological process: cell surface receptor signaling pathway; G protein-coupled receptor signaling pathway. Bases 277 to 3099 code for a protein of 940 amino acids.